CUUUAAUCCCACCAAGUUGUCUGGAGGGGCAAAACAGAAUCAAAACGAGCCAGGGGAAGCGAGCAGGCACGGCAACGAGGACGAUGAGUACUGCAGCAGCCGGACCUGGGCCUCUCCUCCUCUGACAUGAAGGUUAUGCUGCAAGCAAGCUUGGUUUUCUUGGAGUUAAUAGGAGUAUGUUUUGAAACUCAAAGUUAGAUCACUCCCCAAUCAUGAGUCAGAAGUAUCAGGAAGAGGCAUCAGGAGAAACAGGCGAGGAGCAGAAGGCACCUCCGAGGAGCAGGCAGCCAAACGGGACGACAGCCGGGGAUCCUCCUGUUCGCCGCUCCUGGAGGCCGUGCCAGAUGCUCAACCAAGACGGGGAACCAAAUCCUCAUCAUCACCAUCACCACCACCACCCUCCUCACCACCACCACAUCCAUCCGCCCUCAGGGCGGGGACCUCCUCGGCAUCGCCGGCGGCCUCCGCCAGGGCAGGGUCAGGCUCAGAGUCCUGUUCUGUCUCCAGAGGGGGUGGCACCCAGGCUGGAUGGGGGCGAGAGUCGAGAUGGUGAGCCUCGUCCUGUCCAGCAGCCCCGCCCUGGUGUUGCCCGUUAUCGCCGCCAUGGUGACCCUAACCCAAGACAAAGAGGUCACAGACAGAGGCAGCCCAUCAGAGAGACGCAGGAUACUUCACCUGUGGAGGAAAGGGAGGCACCAGGAGAGGUGCAGCAACCUAUUAGUGGAAAAGCUCAGGCAGUGGAUGAUCCUGUGAUGGACCAAUCAGAGGAGAGCGCAUAUUCUCACCAGACUCCCAUAGCUGUCGUCACACCCACUCACCUCGCACCUGAAUCAUUUGCCCAAAACAAGCAGCAUCCACCCCAACACGCUCCUCCUGCUGAGGCAGAGGAGGACCAGGAGCUCCAGGACAGUAAAGCUGAGUGUGAAGAGGAGGAAGCAGAGGAAAAAAAUGAAGAAGAAGAAGAAGAAGAACAGGCUGAGGAUGAUGCUGACCAUCUCUCCACUACAGCUCACUUCAGCUGUAGCCAUGAUGACGUGCAGACUGCAGAUGAUGGAGCGGAGGAUGAAGCUGAAAGGGUGGAGGAGGAUCAUGAAGAGGCGAUGGAGGAUGUCGCUGAGGACAUUGCAGCACAGGGAAGUGAAAUCACCGACCUCUGCUCUGACACGGAAAGCGCCGCCUCCCUCAGCAUGGAUGGACCUCUGCACAGCCCGCCACCGCUCCACUCACCAACUCCCCCUUCCUCCCCUGAUGUCCCACCUUUCCCCCAGCUGGACCAUUUCAGUGAGGAGACGAGUAUGAGCCCGCUGCCAGACAAUGACCUCCUACCUGAGGAAGAUGAUGAUGAAUGCUCUGAAUCAUGCUCACUGUCACAGUUCACAUCUGGCUCUGAAUCGUAUCCGAAGACCUAUGCAGACUUUUAUUCAGAGUCCCACCAAAAAUCCUACCAGGAGCCCAUGUAUGAGUCAUACCAAGAGCCAAAAUCCCAUCCUAACUCUUUUCCAGAGCCACUUAAGACCUCCUACCCUGAGUCACAUCGAGAACCUCGCAGGCAAACCAGAUGGAGGGUUGAGCCCAACGAGUCCCGCCAGGAGCCGUUUAGCAGCCAUAGACAGGAGAAUGUACAAAAAGGGGCUCCACCUUCCCCCACCAAGGGCUCCCAUUAUGCCCCAAGACAGGGCAGAGACCGCGUUUCCCAUCACUCCCCUCUGGAUCGCUCUGUCGGCUGCCGGCUGCACCACUACGAUGGACAGUCUGAUGGCGAGGGAGACGGCGGUAAUCGAAGUCCUGUUCCCAAAAAUCGCAGGCAGACUCAGAGAGCAGGAGAAAACCAGGCUAAGACUCAGUCAUCUGGGCAGAGCAGCUCGGGUGACACCCAUGAGGAGAGGAACACAGUUGGUAACCAAGGAGAGGAGAGUGUCAGGGGAUCAGGAGACGCCAUCAGCCUGGCCAUUAAAGACAUUAAGGAGGCCAUAGAGGAGGUGAAGAUUAAAGCGGUACGCUCCCCGUACACACCUGAUCAGCCUGUUGAGCCCAUUUGGGUGAUGAGGCAGGAGAGCAGCCCCACAGAGGACCUUUACCCACUACAGACUACAGCAGGACAUUCCUCUCCUCACUCCCCCACGCAGUCGGCGUCUGAGUCUCCAUCCCGCUACGCCUCGGUUCCAGUUCGGGAGCCGGUCAGUCCGCUGAGAGCUGACUCAGCCCGUGCACUUCCUCCUCAACAUUAUCACCAACAGCAGCCCCAACACAACCACCACCAGGGUCAGCACUCACAGCAGAGAGACACGGGCAGGCCGCCGCAGACGUAUGCACAACCACAACAGUAUGCUAACAUGCCGCCUAAUCAGCAUCAACAACGUCAGCAGCAACAGCAGCGUCAACAGCCUCCAGCUCAGCAGCAGCGACCACAAGCUCAGCCCACAACACCUCCACAGCCACCGUCUGUCCAGGAGAUUCGCAGAUCUCUGCCUCAGUUUCCAACAUUUGUGGACGUCCCAGGACCAUGCGACCCUGAAGACCUUAUUGACGGCAUCAUCUUUGCAGCCACCUACCUGGGCUGCACCCACCUUCUGUCAGAGAGGACGCCUACAAAGAGCGCCCGCAUGCAGCAGGCUCAGGAGGCCAUGAACAGAGUGCGGGCAGCUCAGAAGCAGGCAAAGAACAGAAAGAAGAGUCCUGAUGGAGAGGCUCCCUCCACGGCUGAAGUCGAUCUGUUCAUGUCCACACAGAGGAUUAAAGUCCUCAAUGCGGACACUCAGGAGGCUUUAAUGGACCUUCCCCUGAGGACGAUCUCCUACAUAGCCGACAUCGGUAACAUGGUGGUUCUGAUGGCUCGGGGGAAGAUGGUUCGAUCUCGUAGCGCGCAGGAAAACCUGGACCACAGUGCCGAGCAAACCACCAUGGGCCAUGACGACAGACGGCUGUACAGGAUGAUCUGCCACGUCUUUGAGUCUGAAGAUGCUCAGCUGAUCGCUCAGUCCAUCGGUCAGUCUUUCAGCGUCGCCUACCAGGAGUUCCUCAGGGCCAACGGUAUCGACCCUGAGGACCUGAGCCAGAGGGAAUACAGCGACCUGCUCAACACUCAGGACAUGUACAACGAUGACCUCAUCCACUUCUCCAAGUCAGAGAACUGUAGAGACGUUUACAUUGAGAAGCAGAAAGGAGAGAUCCUGGGAGUGGUCAUUGUGGAGUCUGGAUGGGGGUCCAUCCUUCCUACUGUCAUCAUCGCCAGCAUGAUGCACGCCGGCCCGGCUGAGAAGUCUGGUCGGCUUAACAUUGGAGACCAGAUUAUGACCAUCAACGGAACGAGUCUUGUGGGAUUACCGCUCAACACCUGUCAGAGUAUCAUCAAGGGUUUGAAAUCUCAGUCCAGGAUCAAGAUGAACAUCGUUCGGUGUCCUCCAGUCACCAUGGUGCUCAUUCGCAGGCCAGACCUCAGAUACCAACUCGGAUUUAGCGUCCAGAAUGGUAUUAUCUGCAGUCUGAUGAGGGGCGGCAUCGCUGAGAGGGGAGGUGUCCGUGUCGGUCACAGGAUCAUUGAGAUUAACAGUCAGAGUGUGGUGGCCACUCCUCACGAGAAGAUCGUUCAGAUUCUCUCCAAUGCCAUGGGAGAGAUCCACAUGAAGACGAUGCCUGCAGCCAUGUACCGUCUGCUGACAGCACAGGAGCAACCCGUCUACAUCUGAACACACCGACACUUCUCACUCUUUUUCACCAUGACUCAGUCUAUCUUUGCUACUCUCCAUCCAUCUCCCAGUUAUUUUAAAUUCCCCUCUCUCCCCCUCUCUGUAUCCUGUUUGAUAUCACUUGACUUGCCUUAAUCUGUACAGUACUCUGUCAUGUAAACAUGUACAUCAACAGUGUGACAGAACGCAGAUUAUCUCACUAGGCCGAGUGUUAACGUGAUGUGUUAUGUUUGACCAAAGAGAAAUUGUGGAUUUUAUUGUUCAUAUUUAGGUGGAGAACAGAGUAAAUAUUAUCUUUGGUUAAAUAGCUGUAAUAUCUGAAUGUACUCCAAUAUGUUGGACCUAUAAAAUGUCAGGGCCACUCAGACCAUAAACAACUUUAAAAAGGUGUCAUGUAAAAGGAGAAUGCAUGUACAAAUCUGCUGAAUAAACUCGG
Molecule: messenger RNA, 4122 nt
Organism: Cheilinus undulatus (humphead wrasse)
Lineage: Eukaryota; Metazoa; Chordata; Actinopteri; Labriformes; Labridae
Product: amyloid-beta A4 precursor protein-binding family A member 1-like
Exons: 14
Coding region: 213-3686 (1157 amino acids)
Biological process (GO): chemical synaptic transmission
Cellular component (GO): cytoplasm; plasma membrane; dendritic spine
Molecular function (GO): amyloid-beta binding; protein binding
Source: RefSeq, a predicted model, not a curated record